This is a messenger RNA of Alternaria burnsii, 2802 nucleotides long. RefSeq lists its product as uncharacterized. The transcript has 3 exons. The record is from RefSeq and is a predicted model, not a curated record. The coding region runs from base 1 to 2802 and encodes 933 amino acids. NCBI's taxonomy places the organism in Eukaryota, Fungi, Ascomycota, Dothideomycetes, Pleosporales, Pleosporaceae.
AUGGCUCCUCUAGAAGACGAGUGGGAAACGGAUGGAGACGAGGGCGAGACGCCACCUUGGGUCACUGAAAUUGAAGACAUCGAUUCUUCUACCACUGCUCUUCCGGAAAUCGUGUUGAGUAUUGUCAUCGAACCACUACCGUACACUGUGACGGGGUCGACUACGCCAACGAGUAGUGCAUUUGAAUCUGGCUUCACCGGCAUUAUGCCCCCCUCAGGUAGACCUCCCAUGCCCAGUGUACGGCCUUUGGGAUAUCCGUCAGAUCGCCCAUGGCCGCCGUAUCAACAGGCCUCUUCAACCACAGAAAGCUGGCAGACUUCCACAUCAGCAACGACAGCAUUUGCCGACCACAUGGGCAGUUCGUCACUGUGGGCGACAUCGACCUCAACAUCGAAUUUGAACUCCGAAGCGUCGCAAUCACUAACCAAUCCAUAUGGAGGGAGGCCCUCAGACUGGAAUUUUUCACAAAAACAUGUCAACAAUGCACCAAUGUAUGCCGCUGCCGCGGUAAUCCCAAUUGUCGUCCUCGCAAUCAUAGGCGGGGUAGCCCUAGUUUGUUUGCGCAAGCGCAAGAGACGGAAAGCCGAAGCAAUAGCAGCGCAGAGUGUCGCUCAAGAAAUGAAGAUGCAACCACAACCGAAUGUGCGACCUUACAUAGCACCACCACCACCAGGCUCACCACCGCCGCCAGCAAUCUCUGUAUCACGUAGCCCGCCCAACCACCUAUUACCCCCAACGUCAACAUCCAGCGCAUUCCAACCCAUCAUCCUUGGGCCUAUCGGCUCAGACUCUUCAAAUGGCGCUUACCUCACUGGCAUCGACACAUCAGAUAUGGUGUCCAUUACCUCCAACACUCACAGGCCUGUGGACAAUCCGUUUUCAGACAACAAUAGUCUUACUGAGCCGCCGCCGCCGUAUAGACCGCAUAGGCAGGGCAUUGUGUCAGGACUUUGCGUCAUUGGGUUUGCUAUGAGUUUGGAUCAGCACAUUCAUGGAUCGACGGACUGGCAUCUACCAAGUCCAUCCUCCACACCCAAAUCGGUGACGUUCCCUGACGGAAGUCUCAAAACACCCAAGACUGAGACGUUUCCUCACUCGCACUUCCUCGACGCCUGGGCCACUCCACUACCUAAUGGGCAGCACACCCCUGUGCAAACGCCCUCCUUCACACUGUCGACGCCUCUAGGUCGGCCGUCGAGCUCGUAUAGCCAGCCCGUCCGCACACCCGAAGACCCAGAGUUCCAUGUCAACCACUUCGCUCCUCAAAAUUUACCUCUUCCGCCCGUCGACGCUUCCCGAAGACUGUCGUCGUCGCCGGACCCUAAUCGGCUGAGGAAGGUUGGUUCACAAGGACAGUUUGGGUCACGUCCCGUCAGUAUGGACUUUUCACACAUGCAAACGCCACCUCCAACGAGGGACGCUUCGUCUAGGAGGAGCGUGCAACAAAGUGGCGGAACCGAGGUAGCCACUCCAGCUACUGUGGUGCAUAGAACGCCCAGCCAAUUGCCGGAAUCAUCAGGCGGACUCUUCAACCAGACUCCGUAUGGUUUCGCCGACUUGCAGUACACUCCGCACAUGAUGCAGUUUCCCAGCCAUGGGCCAAUGUCUGCGCCGCCUAUGCCUCAAUCAAAGCUGUUCUGGGAUCCAGCUAACGAUGGCAUGCAAAUGGAUCUGGAUGUACCGCUAGGCGUUGAUCCCUUUGGUCCUACCCCACAUAGGCCACAGCACGAUAUGAACUGGCAGGCGAUGAAUCAAGCUAACAUGAUGCAAACGCCGGCAUUCCAAAGUUUUCAAGCGUCUCCCAUGCCGGCGUCUUUUGCAAACACCCCGUCACAGAGACAGGGUUCAAGACCUGGCUCGUUUGUGUAUACGUCUGCUGGUGUUGACCCCAACAUGCUGCUCAGCUUUUCAAAUCCCGACAUGACUUCUUCUUUUGGCAACAUGCCAGAUCAUCCCAUUUUGGACAUGUCACGGCAACCGUAUGAGACACAACUGCGCGAUGCACAAAACGAGAGGGAGAUGGCGAAGAAGUCAAGGAGUCAGCAUUCGCGCAGCAACACAGCUUCUUUAACUGGAUCGGCAGAGAAUGCCAAACCUGUACUGCAGCGGAGCAAUACAGACGGUGGGAUAAGGGCAACCAAAUCACUUGCGAUGGAUUCUCGGACAUCUAUUCCAGCCAAUGCCUCAACGAUACCCCGUCGUUCAUCACCGCUAAAGCGUCAAGGCGGCGGAGCGCUCAAAUCAAUACCGGAGCUGAGAAGACCUCGGACAAGACUAAUUAUCGACGAGACAGGUCGAGCUCGGACAGAGACUGUGCACGCUGGAGAUGACGAAGAGACUCCCAAGAAUAAGCGGCAGACAUCCCAGCAAGAUCUUAGGCGCCAAUACCCUGGGCUUUAUGAGGAUGAUGAAAGCGAAUCUGAAGACGACGAACCGGCUCCUGUCAUCAGUCGGAACUCCUCCUUCGCCAUGCCACAACCUGAACGCCGAGCUGCGAAACAUGCUCGUGCAGAUAGCGGCGGACUCGAAAGACCCGCUUCCUUCAAAAUGGCACGAUCCGUCUCUGCCUCGAGAGUUGCACCUGACGCUCUAUCCAAGGCCUCAUUUGAGACUCUUCGAUCCACACGGAGGUCCGCCACCGACAAUAACACCACCCGUCGAUUCAGCGCGAUGGACCGUCCUAUGUCUUCCUCCCACCCCGAGGACCACCACAUGCCCGAUUCCUCCGGCGAUGCCCUAGGUGCCCUGAAAAAGGUCGUAGGCGCUCGCCAACAACGCAUUGGUAGGAUAGCCACGCGCUGA